AUGGAGAAACUUGAGUAUCUUGUGUAUUUCAAUGUUUCAUUCAAUGAACUCACAGGUAAAAUUCCAAAUGGAGGGCCUUUCAAGAACUUUACCUCAAGUUUUUUCACUGGAAACGGAGAAUUGUGUGGAGCAUCUCAAUUUAAGGUCCAGUCAUGCAAAGGUGAUACAACUCGAUUAUCAAGCAAUACAAAAUUCUUGAAGUACAUUUUACCAUCAAUUGCUGUUGUAUUGAGUCUAGCCAUUACUAUGGUUUAUUUAAUAAGACGCCACAAUAGAAAUACACUUUUUCUAGCCCAGUCUACUCCCCCUGUCACUGUCAAGAGAAUUUCAUAUUAUGAAGUGCUAAAUGCUACAAAUAAAUUUGGUGAAGAGAGUCUAAUUGGCAAAGGCAGUAUUGGUUCGGUGUACAAGGGAAUGUUUUCAGAUGGAAUGAUUGCUGCUAUUAAGGUUUUUAAUCUAGAUUUGGAAGGUAUAAACCAAACUUUUUAUAUUGAGUGCCAAAUGAUGUGCAACAUUCGUUUGAGAAAUCUUGUCAAGGAAAUUAGUAGUUGCUCUAACCUUGAUCUUAAAGCCUUGGUGCUGGAAUAUAUGCAUAAUGGAAACCUUACCAAAUGGCUAUCUUCAAUCAACUAUUUCCUAAAUUUAGCUCAAAGAUUGGAAAUAAUGAUAGAUGUGGCAUUUGCACUAGAGUAUCUACAUUAUGGGCAUUACUCUUCGAUUGUCCAUUACUUUGGCAUUGCUAAGCUUUUCACGAAAGACCAGAGAAUUACGAUUACCAAAACGUUGGGCACCAUUGGAUAUAUGGCUCCAGCUAAUUUGAUCCCACGUUCCAAUGUUGUAGAAUAUGGAUCAGCUGGAUUGGUAUCAACUAUGGCAGAUGUUUAUAGCUAUGGGAUUAUGCUGAUGGAAACAUUUACCAAGAAGAAGCCAACGGAUGAUAUGUUUAUAGUGGAUGUUGAUUUAGUGAAUGCUGUUGAAGAUAAUAUUCGAGCUAAGGAGAGCUGCUUCACAUUAAUCAUGGAACUAGCACUAGAAUGCAUGACAGAUUUGCCCGAAGAGAGGCUCAAUGCUAAAGAUGUUCUAGCGAGGAAACUUGGCUAUCAUUCUAAAGAUUUUAAAACUCUUUUGGCUUCCAUUGUUGUGUUGCAGUGUGUUGUAGUUGUACAUUCAGUCUCCAAAACCACCCCCCAACUUAAGGCUCACGACAAUAUCAAAAUGCAAGCACAAAAGUGGGCUAUUCAAUACUUCUCUAAUCAGUAUAGUGGUGGUGAUGGAAAGUUGGGAUCCGCAGUGUCGUCUCCUGGUGAUGGGGUUGUCGAGUCAGGAUCUGCCUCAUCAACUCAGACUACUGGGCCUGCUCGGCCUACAUAUCUUGAACUCCAAGUUGCCUAA
Olea europaea var. sylvestris is the source of this 1392-nucleotide messenger RNA. RefSeq names its product probable LRR receptor-like serine/threonine-protein kinase At3g47570. NCBI's taxonomy places the organism in Eukaryota, Viridiplantae, Streptophyta, Magnoliopsida, Lamiales, Oleaceae. The coding region runs from base 1 to 1392 and encodes 463 amino acids. The record is from RefSeq and is a predicted model, not a curated record. Gene Ontology annotation, biological process: protein phosphorylation. The transcript has 7 exons. Gene Ontology annotation, molecular function: protein kinase activity; ATP binding.